AUGACGGUCACUAUAGUAUUUUCGGCUUUUGAGUUACUGAGUCAUGCAUCUCUGAUAGUUCUAUUAAAAUCUACUUUGAUGCUAAUUGCUGCAUGUUUAAGACUCUUCCUUACUUCAUGGACUGCUGACGAUUUAAAGAAUCAGAGUGAAAAAAUUGCUGACUCUAUAUAUGAAUCUUCAUGGAUUAAUAAAUCUUCUAAAAUACGGAGCUAUUUGUCGAUUGUGAUCAUUCGAAGUCAAAAACCAUUAGUGAUAUCUAACUCAUUCUGUUUGGAAUAUUAUUCGUUUGUAAGUACAAUUAAAAUAGAAGUUCCUGAUCUAAUAACUAGCCCUUGUAUUAGCGAGUGUCUCCGAGCGUCGGGUGAGUUAUUAGAUCCAGGACCUCAAUUAAUUAAACUUCCUCUAAUUAAUAUUCGAUUUCUAAUUAUUAUGUAAUGUUGGUUUUCUUUACAAGUUUUUUGUUUGUUUCAGUUUCUAGCAACAUCAACAAACUAUUUUUUUAGAGCGAGAGCUGUUAUGUCAUAAAAUUAAUUUUUUGUGCUAAAUCUAACUGUAAGAGAAUUGUCAACUAUGAAAUGAUUCGCCAUUCAGAUACCUCAGAUUGUCUUCAUUAUAAAUUCAACUAUUCACGCUGGCGACUUAUUUUAAUUUUUUAAAUUCCAGUAAAACUUAAAUUGCUUGUUUUUUAUACUCACGGUAUCAUUUUUCAUAAAAUCAACCAAAAAUUUCUUAUGUCAACUAUUAUGUAUGUAGUAUCAAAAUUUAUUUCGUACUGAAUAUAAUUCCAAGCGAAUAUUUAAAGCACGAGUCCAGCUAUAAUGUUAUUGUUAAUAAAAAAAAUUCACACUCUAAUGUAUUUUUGAUUAUACUAUUUUCUUCAAAUUAUCCUCGUAUACAAACUGAAAGGUUAUUAAUAUUUUUUCUUAUUAUUACUCCUCCGGGAACAAUUAAGAUAAA
Molecule: messenger RNA, 957 nt
Organism: Leptopilina heterotoma
Lineage: Eukaryota; Metazoa; Arthropoda; Insecta; Hymenoptera; Figitidae
Exons: 3
Coding region: 1-435 (144 amino acids)
Biological process (GO): detection of chemical stimulus involved in sensory perception of smell; sensory perception of smell
Cellular component (GO): plasma membrane
Molecular function (GO): odorant binding; olfactory receptor activity
Source: RefSeq, a predicted model, not a curated record